Molecule: messenger RNA, 1054 nt
Organism: Canis lupus familiaris (dog)
Lineage: Eukaryota; Metazoa; Chordata; Mammalia; Carnivora; Canidae
Product: ral guanine nucleotide dissociation stimulator-like
Exons: 5
Coding region: 195-803 (202 amino acids)
Source: RefSeq, a predicted model, not a curated record
CCCGCGGCCGCGCGCUCCGGGCUCCAACGGCCUCAACGGAAGGAGGCGCGGGGGGGCAGAGGCGCAUCAGUCUGGGGGGGACCCGGGCGGGGGCCGUUGGGGAAGCCGCGGCCUGGACCGGGACCCACCGGCGGCUCCCCCUGGGGCAGGGCUCUGACCCGCACUCGGCCUGCGGUCCAUCCACGUCGAAGCAAAUGGCUGAAAGGGCCUCAGCCCUGAGAAGGAAUCGGAUCUUCCCGACCACCCCUAGCCGGAGGGAGCUGCUGGAGCAGCAGGUAGAAGAACUGGUGCCCGCCUUGCUGUGCUUGGACGACCUUUCCAUUGUUCAAUUUAUGGAAACGUAUCCUGAAUUUGGCACCACCGAAGAGAUCCUGGACCUGCUGUUUGCAAAAUAUGGAUGCAACAAAUAUCUGAAUGAUGACAUCGUGGGAUCCGUGGAGCAGUGCAAAGUGGCCAUCUCCUGCAUCCUGGACAUCUGGCUGGAGUACUAUCAGGAGGAUUUUCAUCAGCCACCAGAAUUUCUCUUCCUGAGGAAACUUCUGGCAUUCAUGGGGCUCAACAGGCCAGGCUCAGACCUGGAAAACCGAGCCCAGCGUUACCUGGAACGAUUCAGCUACCUGGAGCUCGUGGAAUUAGACGAUGAGGAUGAGGAGGACUGGGGGUGGCCAAGCUUGGGACAGGGUGGGCCACACAGACCCAACCUCCAUGCAGCUGGGCCGGGAGCAGUGGGUAGGCUCACACCCCAUUCCCACGGGCUUCAGUCUGGGGAGACCUCCCAGGGCUCUUGUACUCACACACGUUGAGCAGUGGGAAGAGUGUCCUUGAUUUGGGAGGGACGUGGAAAGUCCGUCCUGGUGAUGAUACUUUGUCUUCUUGGGGCUACAGCUUUGGCCCCAGAGCAACACCCUAACCCACCUCAGGAGCCCACCCCAGCUCCGACUGUGGGGCCUGUGGCACCUUCAGGGCCUGAGGUGACCGAGCCGGUCCCGGCUGCUGGAGGUGAGGGCUUGGCCCAAGCUGAGAUGCUGGCUACUGAGUCCAAGUCAAUGCACAU